Messenger RNA from Ceratotherium simum simum (southern white rhinoceros), 1966 nucleotides. RefSeq names its product growth arrest specific 6 (gene GAS6). The record is from RefSeq and is a predicted model, not a curated record. Gene Ontology annotation, molecular function: calcium ion binding; receptor ligand activity. Gene Ontology annotation, cellular component: extracellular region. Lineage: Eukaryota; Metazoa; Chordata; Mammalia; Perissodactyla; Rhinocerotidae.
CACACCGUGAUGCUGCGGGCGCGCGAGGCGGCGCAGUUUCUGCGGCCCAGGCAGCGCCGCGCCUACCAGGUCUUCGAGGAGGCCAAGCAGGGCCACCUGGAGAGGGAGUGCAUCGAGGAGCUGUGCAGCCAGGAGGAGGCCCGGGAGGUGUUCGAGAACGACCCCGAGACGAACUAUUUUUAUCCAAGAUACUUAGACUGCAUCAGUAAAUAUGGAUCUCCCUACACCAAACACCCAGAUUUCGUCACGUGCGUUCAAAACCUGCCUGACCAGUGCUCUCCAAACCCCUGUGAUAAGGAAGGGACCCGGGCCUGCCAAGACCUCAUGGGCAACUUCUACUGCGAUUGCAGGGCCGGCUGGGGGGGGCGGCUCUGUGACAGAGAUGUCAACGAGUGCGGCCUGCAGAACGGAGGCUGCAGCCAAAUAUGCUCCAACAAGCCAGGCAGCUUCCACUGCACCUGCUACAGCGGCUACGCGCUCUCCCCGGACGGCAGGACCUGCCGAGAUGUAGAUGAAUGUGCAGAUGCGGGCGCCUGCGGAGACGCACGCUGCCAGAACCUGCCCGGCUCCUACUCCUGCCUCUGCGAGGAGGGCUACGCCUUCAGUUCCCAGGAGAUGGCCUGCCAAGACGUGGACGAGUGCGCGGAGGGACGCUGCGAGCAGGCCUGCAUCAACUCCCCCGGGAGCUACAGCUGCCACUGCGACGGACGCGGGGGCCUCAAGGUGUCCCAGGACAUGAACACCUGUGAGGACAUCUUGCCGUGCGUGCCCUUCAACGUGGCCAAAAGCGUGAAGUCGCUGUACCUGGGCCGCAUGUUCAGCGGGACGCCCGUGAUCAGACUGCGCUUCAAGAGGCUGCAGCCCACCAGAUUGGUGGCCGAGUUCGACUUCAGGACCUUUGACCCUGAAGGUGUUCUCUUCUUUGCUGGAGGCCAUCAGGACAGCAGCUGGAUCGUCCUGGGCCUGCGGGCUGGCCGGCUGGAGCUGCAGCUCCGCUACCAUGGCGUCGGGCGCGUCACCAGCAGCGGGCCCAUCAUCAACCACGGCAUGUGGCAGACAAUCUCUGUUGAGGAGCUGGAGCGGAACCUAGUGGUCAAAGUGAACAAGGACGCUGUUAUGAAGAUAGCGGUGGCUGGGGACCUGUUCCAGCUGGACAGAGGACUGUACCACCUGAACCUUACGGUGGGAGGCAUUCCCUUCAAGGAGAAAGACCUCGUCCAGCCUAUAAACCCCCGCCUGGAUGGCUGUAUGAGGAGCUGGAACUGGCUGAAUGGUGAGGACACCACCAUCCAAGACACAGUGAAGGUGAACGUGAAGAUGCAGUGCUUCUCCGUGACAGAGAAAGGGUCCUUCUUCCCCGGGAGCGGGUUUGCUUUCUACAGCCUCGAUUACGCACGGACAUCCCCGGACGUCGGGACCGAGACAACCUGGGAAAUAGAGGUCGUGGCUCGGAUCCGCCCCGCCACCGACACGGGGGUGCUGCUGGCGCUGGUGGGCGACAACCACACUGUCGCCCUCUCCGUGGCCCUGGUCGACUACCACUCCACCAAGAAGCUCCAAAAGCAGCUGGUGGUCCUGGCGGUGGAGAGGGUGGCCCUGGCCCUGAUGGAGAUCAAGGUCUGUGACGGCCAGGAGCACGUGGUGAGCGUCUCCUUGAAGGAGGGCCAGGCCGCCCUGGAGGUCGAUGGCACCAAGGGCAGGAGCGAAGUGAGCCCCGAGGGGCUGCAGGAGAGGCUGGCCGUCCUCGGGAGGCACCUGCAGAGCUCCGUGCUCACCUUCGUUGGGGGGCUACCAGACGUGCCGGUGACCUCGGCACCCGUCACGGCCUUCUACCGCGGCUGCAUGACGCUGGAGGUCAACCGGAAGGUGCUGGACCUGGACGAGGCUGCCUAUAAGCACAGCGACAUCACCUCGCACUCCUGCCCCCCGGUUGAGCAGGCCACUCCCUAGACAGCACCCCGCAGGU